AUGUAUAUUUAUAUUUUUAACUUGUUUUUUUACAAAAUUUUCAUUAUAUAUGUAUUAUUAUGUUUUAAUGUUUUUUAUACUCCCUUUUCAAAUUUUAAUCCUAAAUUCCAUAUAUUUAACUUUGCUAAAUGUAUAACAACUCAUUCCCGUCCGAAUCAAAUCCUAUUGGACAUUCUAAACAAACCUUCCCUAACACACAACUUUUUACACAAAUACUCAAUUUUUCCUUCUUUUCCAUUAAAUCGCAGAAAUUACAUUAGUUUUAAAGAUUAUAAGAGGAUUUACUCUUUUGUACCAUAUAAUAUUUCAAAUUCUCAAAAUAAAUUUAGUUCUUUGUCAUUUAACAAAAUUGAUCUUAGACCUAUAGAAUCCGAUAAAUACAGCUCUGAAAUAUCUUAUAAUAGGAACAGUUUAAGCCGUGUUCACCUUUUCAAAUCUAUUAAGAAUUGGUUUUUAGAUGAAGUGAUAGGAUGGUAUGUUCCUCCUCUUCCCACUGGCCAAAGAACCUCAUACAUUCUGAAGAAAAAAGGCCCUUUACUAUCCGAUGAGGAAAGGGAUAGAUUUCUUGAAGCCAUUGGAGCUAAUGAGAAAGAUUCUAUAUAUACAGUGCUCGGUAAAUACAGAACAUUUGUUAAGAACAGGCCAUUUGCUUCAGUCAACACUUUAGAGUCAACUUUUGCUGAAUUUUUAAGGAGGGUAUUUGUGGAAAACCUCGAGGAUAUGGAGUUGGCUGCAUCAUAUGGCAUGAAGGAUGAGGAAGAUGGCUGCGAUGAAUCUGGUGUUUCAAACUUAGAUAAGAAAUUUUUGAAAUGGAUUAAUCCAGCCGAGGAGGCUGAAAAACAUUUAAUUGAUCUAGCAAAACAUAAGAGGCGGUAUUUUGGAAUUAACACCAGGAAAUUUCGAGGACUUAUCAGAAUCACAAAAGACUUUAAGGGAAGAUUGUCCAAGUGUUCUACAACAAUGCUUCCAAUAAUGUUAAUAGGAUUAGUGCCUAAAUUUGGCACCUUGUCAAUAGGAGCUUCGAAUAUUUGCGCCUGCAUAAUCAUCUAUGGAGAUAAAAAAACUGAUAGAACUUAUUUACUGGACAAAGAAGAGUAUUUAGUAAAGUCUGAAUAUGACCGUUCUGAGACUGUAAAAUCACUAGCAACCCUCUUUGUCGUAGGUGUUCACACAAUAAUCGGAUACUUAAUAUCAACGCUAACUAGGAUUGGUAGUAUUUUAUCAAGUGAUACUAUUAACGCUUUUUUUAUUAAUCUACAACUCACUUUAUGCUCACUAAUUUACGAUACAAGUGAAAUGACAUAUGAAGAAAAAGUUAAGCUUUCUAAUGGAAGAUUAGGAACGGAAUUUACUGAAUCCUAA
Molecule: messenger RNA, 1362 nt
Organism: Theileria annulata
Lineage: Eukaryota; Apicomplexa; Aconoidasida; Piroplasmida; Theileriidae
Exons: 6
Coding region: 1-1362 (453 amino acids)
Source: RefSeq, a predicted model, not a curated record